AAAAAUAUACACCAAAUGGAAUUUAGUGUUUAAAGUUUUUUUUACAUUUAUCAAUGGCAUUUGGGAUAAUCGUAGUGUGACUAUCGUUUGUUUUCACUCAUUUGACGCAUUAUUAAAGUAUAACCUGUUAAGAUAAAGUAUUACUAUGAAGAUGAUCAACAGACAAGUUGAAGUGUCCGACAGAACGCUGCAUAACACUAUUAUUCAGGUUAUAAUUUAACCCUUUGACUGCAGUUUGUGCCUAAAGGCACUUUGUACUUGUGGGCGCUGUAGUAAAGCGUAUACUGUAGGUGCUUAUAGGUGCACGGAAAAUUUUAUGGACCAUAAUUCCAACAAAUCUCAUUUGAAUCAGACUUAUUUUUUUAUAUCCUUAAAAUGAAAAAUUGUAAUAAUAAAAUGAUCAGAAAAAAUACAGACAAAUAUGACACAACAGAUGAUUCAGAUUCAUGUUCUGAUUCAGAAGCUACAGUAAAGGAAACAAAAAAUAAAUUAUCCUGGAUACAGAGAGAUUUUCAACCUGUAAUUCACGAAUUUGAUGACAAGAAUAGUGGAAUCAAAGCAAGUGUAAACAAGCAAUCAUCUAUUCUCGAUAUUUUUCAAAUAUUCUUUUCAGAAGAACUUGUAGAAUUCAUUGUCGAACAAAGUAACAAAUAUUAUGAAAAUGGUACAAAAGACGAUGUAACUACUGCUCCCGAAAUGUAUAAUUUUUUGGCAGUUACCAUGUUAGUGGCACGAAUGCAUAAGACAUCUUUAUCAGAAUAUUGGAGUAAGGAUAAGCUGACAAAAACAGAGUUGUUUGAAGAAAUAAUAUCAAGAGAUCGAUAUACAUUAUUACUAAAAAUCCUGCAUUUUUGUGAUAACAACAUUGAAAAUUAUGAUCCAAUUAUGAAAAUACACCAUAUUCUUGAAAAAUUAAAAACAUCCUUUAAAACUGCAUUUUAUCCAUAUGAAAAAUUAUGUAUAGAUGAUAGUUUGUUAUUGUUCAAAGGAAGAUGUUAUUUCAAACAAUAUAUACUGACAAAGAAAAGCAAGUUUGGGAUCAAAUCCUUUGUCUUGUGUGAUAGCAAGACAGGCUAUAUUCAAGAUUUAAUUGUAUAUUCCAAGGCAGAUAUGAUAAUGUCUGAAGAUAUACGAUCAAAAUCAAUAGGAAAGUCUGGACAGAUAAUAAUGACACUUCUUGAACCAUAUCUUGGAAAAGGUCACACACUCGUGACUGAUGAUUGGUACAGCAGUCCCAGUUUAUUCCUAGAGUUACAUAAAAACUUAACCAAUGCAUAUGGAAUGGUAAAAAAAGACAGGUUGGAUAUACCGGAAUUGAAUAAAAAAAUAAAGAAAGGAGAAUACGUAUUUCGUUCAACAAAAAAUGUAUUAGCGUUGAAAUGGAUAGAUGAAAAGGAAGUGUGGAUGAUUUCCACCUAUCAUUGUCUCAAUACCCCAACAGAAGAAAAAAUAAUUAAACCACAAUGUAUAAUUGAUUAUAAUAAUACAAUGAGGGUGGUUGACAAAGUUGACCAGAUUUUAUGUACUCUGAAUUCUACCUGUAAAAGUUUAAAAUGGUACAAGAAAUUCUUUUUUCAUGUAUUUGAUUUGGCUGUGUAUAAUACAUUUAUUUUAUAUAACUAUGUAACUGAAACAAACUUAUCUUUUAGUAAAUUUCAUUUAUAUUUAAUAAAACAAAUUUUACUAAAAUACAACUCAGGUAAAAGUACUGGUAAUCAAUUCGUUUGAUGCAAAGGCAUUUUCUCCAUACAUAAACAAUGCAGCAAUUCGGAAAAACGCAAGGCGCAAAUGUGUAGUGUGUAGAAAACAUGACAGAAAAAGUGAGACACAUUACAAAUGC
This is a messenger RNA of Frieseomelitta varia, 1840 nucleotides long. RefSeq names its product piggyBac transposable element-derived protein 4-like. NCBI's taxonomy places the organism in Eukaryota, Metazoa, Arthropoda, Insecta, Hymenoptera, Apidae. The record is from RefSeq and is a predicted model, not a curated record. Bases 376 to 1728 code for a protein of 450 amino acids. The transcript is spliced from 2 exons.